Molecule: messenger RNA, 1210 nt
Organism: Rana temporaria (common frog)
Lineage: Eukaryota; Metazoa; Chordata; Amphibia; Anura; Ranidae
Product: vomeronasal type-2 receptor 26-like
Exons: 2
Coding region: 548-1153 (201 amino acids)
Biological process (GO): G protein-coupled receptor signaling pathway
Cellular component (GO): membrane
Molecular function (GO): G protein-coupled receptor activity
Source: RefSeq, a predicted model, not a curated record
CAUGUGUUUCCACCAAGGUAUGCAUUCUACAUCAUUGUAUACAUCAGAAGUUUGGAUUACUUAUACUAUUAUAUCUGGAGUUUUGCUCUUGAAUAGAUCAUAUCCUUCUAUAUUAUCUCAGGUCCCAAGAGGUCAAUGCUCCGAGGAAUGUCUUCCGGGGUUCAGAAAAUCUGUAUGAGAAGGAUAUCACCCAUGUUGUUAUAAUUGUGCUCUGUGUUCAGAAGGAGAAAUAUCAAACCAAUCUGACAGUGAACUCUGCAAGAAGUGUCCUGAAAAUGAAUGGCCUAACAAAGCUAAAACUAUUUGUAGUGACAAGGUCAAUGAGUAUUUAUCAUACGAGGAGGAUAUUCUAGUUUUAUUUUUUUCUAUAACUUCAGUCAUAUUUGCUACAACAUCUCUCCUUAUACUUGGACUAUUUGUUUGGUUUCGGAGCACUCCCAUAGUCAGAGCCAAUAACCGGAACCUCAGCUUCAUUCUGCUCCUCUCCCUCAUACUGAGCUUCCUUUCUGUAUUCCUGUUCCUUGGCCGUCCUGUGGAUAUUACCUGUAUGCUGCAACAAGUCACUUUUGGAGUUACCUUAACCAUCUCAGCAUCUUCUAUCCUCGCCAAAACCAUCAUGGUCUUCAUUGCUUUUAAAGCCACCAGACCUGGAAGCUCCUGUAGAAAAUGGGUGGGAGUCAAACUUCCCAAUACAGUCAUGUUAUUCUGCUCAUCCAUUCAGGUUAUGAAUUGCAUUCUCUGGUUGUCCAUCUCGCCACCAUUUCAGGAGUAUGACAUGGACUCCUAUCCUGGGAAGAUCCUCAUUCAGUGUAAUGAAGGGUCAGUUAUCGGCUUCUACUCUAUGUUGGGUUAUAUGGGGUUUCUGGCAGCUGUGAGUUUUCUUCUGGCUUUCAUGGUGAGGACGUUACCAAACAGUUUUAAUGAUGCCAAGUACAUCACCUUCAGCAUGCUGGUGUUCUGCAGUGUCUGGAUUGCCAUGAUCCCGGCCUAUCUGAGCACCAGAGGGAAAUACAUGGUGGCUGUGGAGAUAUUUGCCAUACUGACCUCCAGUGCUGGAAUAUUAUUGUGUAUGUUUUCUCCAAAACUCUACAUUUUACUUUUCAAACCUGAACUGAAUACAAGAGGGACAAUGCUGGGGAAGAGAAUGAUGUAAAUGUAACACAUUGAUUCAAUGUAUAAUGCUGUAGAUCAGAUUAAACAAAUUCAGUCA